Molecule: messenger RNA, 3846 nt
Organism: Capronia coronata CBS 617.96
Lineage: Eukaryota; Fungi; Ascomycota; Eurotiomycetes; Chaetothyriales; Herpotrichiellaceae
Exons: 1
Coding region: 1-3846 (1281 amino acids)
Biological process (GO): intracellular sterol transport
Cellular component (GO): endoplasmic reticulum membrane; plasma membrane; mitochondrion
Molecular function (GO): sterol binding; sterol transfer activity
Source: RefSeq, a predicted model, not a curated record
AUGACCGAGCUCUCGCCUCCACUUCGGGGCCUCAAAAAAGUACUCUCCAACCGAAGGCCUUCGUCAGACGUUCCAGGUGAUGAGACCUUUCAAUCACUACGGACCGACUCCAUUGGCUCCCUGAGUAUCGAGAAAUCUCCCACAAGACAGAGCGCGCGUUCUGUUAGUCAAGAUGGCAGCAGCAAAUCUGGAGGCAGUAGCAUGCGUAAGCUGCUGCCUGGACACAGCAAGCGAAAGAGAAGAAAGCUUCGUGAGGAAGAGUUGAAAGCAGCCGUCGAUCAACUUGAGAGGGGUCGUGCUGAUUCCGUUCUGAGCGUCGCAACAACUCCUCCAGAUGCAUUGAGCAGGAGAGCCAGCAGUCUCGCGCCCGAAGGUGACACCACUCUUCUCACAGACGACUCUGAAGUGGAAACACCACCUUUGAUAUCACGGGACUCUCAUGCUGGUUAUCUGACGAUCUCGUCUCCCUUGGUCUCAAAUGCGGCCGCUCGAAGUGAUGACGAGCCCACUCGAAAUCCUUCCCCAACGCGUUCGCUUGGGAACAUACCGGUGCUGGUGGAGCCUGGUCAGACCGCUCCAUCUCCAUCACCUAGAAGCCCACCUGAGCCUGGACCAAAUCCCGCUCCGCUCUCAGCAAACUUGCUUGACCGGGCAGACACACAUGAAUCAGUCCCUGACUCUGACAGUGAUGGCAAAUAUCGUGGCGUCUCACCUGCCAGGCGCUUCAAAGACGUCUUCGGCAAGACUAGCAGGGACGCUACGAACAACUCGGGGAGAGUAUCGACCGACUUAACCAGUGGUACAACCGGUUCAAAGAGCAGCCACAGCCUGGUCACGGACACCAGCACUCUAGCGGAGUCAGGCACUCAACGGACUCCUUCCACGGUCUCAGCCCUUCAGCAUCGGCCCCAAAACAAUUCCAUGCCAAAUCUGGAGAACAUCAUGCGACCAUUGACACCUCCUGCCUCUACCAUCUCCACACCGGUAACUACGGUCACGCCGCCUACUCCCACCGACACGCGGUUUGAUGUUAGACAAGACGCUCCACAGCCAGACAAACCGGUCUCUAAACCCAAAGAUGAGGCAUCUGGCAUCGUGGUCAGCCCUUCAGGAAACAUGAUAUCUCAUCGCCGAAUCCGGUCCACCUCGUCUAUAACACACCAGCCAAGUAAACUAUCCACAUCCAUGACUGCGCCCUUGACCCCAACGAUGGAGGAGGGCAAGUCAUCACCUGGCAGCGCAACUGGGAACAGAAUACCAAGUGGAGGCUUAUUCUCCUCUUGGGUGUCUGCGGCUCAAACGGCAGCAACCACCAUUACCAGCCUGACUGGCCAGAAUCGGGCUCGGUCAGGUACUAACGCUUCUGAACCUUCGAUCAAAUCAAAGCCUGCCGAGCAAGCCAUCAAGGAGGAAGAUGAAGAUGAAGAUAAAGGGGAAGUCCCAGAACCAGAAGCUCCGCGCAAACAAUUAGCCAUCGAGACCAUGGGCACGGGAGAUCUCAAUUUUGAGCACCUGGGCUUAGAGACUGCCGACAACAAUGUACCCAGUACCAGACCUGGACUGACGGAACUGCGAAAGGACUCGACAUUGCAACGAGAUGAGGCAUCUGCCAAGGUGGAGGAUUUGCUUGCAAAGCGGGCUGUUUCAGCCGCCUACGAAACCCUGUCCGAGAGUGCAAGCACUGUUCCAGAAAUUACCGACCCCGUGGGUAUGGGGAGGUCUUCGCAGCCAUUUCCGGGCAUCCUCACCGAUGAAAGGAUACCUCGCAAUGGCAGUGUUGGCGAAAGUGACGGCACCACGAUCAAAAGGAGCAAUAGUGUUCGCAGCAAACUUGGGAAAAGACGGUCCCGCGGCUCUUCGGUAGCAACAGGGCAAUCCGCCAUUGGCGCCAUUAUAGGUGCAAGUGCCGCAGCGUUGGCCAAUCCAGCCAAAGCGCCCCGUCUGCCAGGUUUUACGCUGGCGCCCAAGCCGCGGAAUCGCAGCUUCCACCAACAAUUCCGCAGCGUACCAGAGGACGACAAUCUCAUCGAAGACUACAGCUGCGCUCUGCAAAAAGAGAUCUUACUGGCAGGGCGACUCUACAUCUCAGAAGGGCAUAUCUGCUUCUUCAGCAACAUCCUUGGCUGGGUGACCACCGUGGUGAUCUCUUUCGAAGAAGUGGUCAGCAUAGAGCGCGAGAACACGGCAGUGGUGUUUCAGAAUGCCAUCGCCGUCCAAACACUUCACGCUCGUCACACCUUUCGGAGUCUGAUAUACCGUGAACAGACUUAUGAUCUUCUCAUUGGAAUAUGGCGAGUUAGUCAUCCAGCGAGUUUCCAGAAGAGCGUGAACGGCAAACAGCUGGCUGCUGAAGAGGCUGCUGGCGCCGCAGCGCCCAUCGCCGACAAUGCUGCCAGCGAGCAACCCAGCGAUGGGAGCACGACCGACGAGACAGACUCGGAAGGAGACGACGAUAGCGCGGCCAGUUUCCUAGACAGCAGCGCCAGUCAUGCCGGCAGUGAGGACGCAGAUGGGAAGAUGGUGUCAAGGAAGCCUUUGGGCAUGAAUGCAAGUGCUGUAGCACAAACUGCCGGUAUGUUAGCAGGUACUGCCAGUGACGUCCCACCUGGUCUUGCUGCUCAGGCAGGAGUUCCGGAGGCAGCCAAGGAUUACCCAGGACCUGCGACUCACCCCCCAACUGAGUGUACGGACAGCGCUACGCAUUACGACAAGAUCCUGAAAGAUGAAGUUAUCCCUGCUCCGCUGGGCAAGAUCUACUCUUUGUUAUAUGGUCCCGAAUCAGGCUUUUUUGUCCGAAAAUUUCUAGCAGACGAUGGCAAGUGCACGGAUAUUGUACUCGAUGAUGACAAAAAGGGACUGAGUAACGACAUCAAAAGCAGACAGUACACAUACAUCAAGCCGCUAGGAGGAAGUAUUGGACCGAAAUCAACCAAGUGUAUUACAACUGAAAACCUGGAUUUCUUCGAUCUCGAGAAAGCCGUCAGUGUCACAUGCACCACGUUGACGCCGGAUGUGCCCAGCGGCAAUGCUUUCAGCACCAAGACUCGAUAUUGUCUGACAUGGGCCCCGGGCAACUCAACCAGAUUCCAGGUGAAUUGCACAAUCGAGUGGACGGCGAAAUCUUGGCUGAAAGGGCCCAUCGAGAAGGGUGCAAAUGAUGGGCAACAGCAGUACGGUGAUAGUCUGGUCCGGAUCCUCAAAAGUGCUGUCAUGGGUCGCGCUAGAGGGACGACCAAUGCCAGCAAAUUAUCAAAGCCGGUGAAGAAGAAGCGCAAGAGCGAUAAGAAGUCCAAAGAGGUCGAGGUCGGGCAAGACAAGAAGAAGGCUGAAGACUGGGGUGCUUGGGACUUUUUGAGAGGCCCGUUGCAGCCGGCGAUUUCAAUUCUACGGCCGGUGAUGAAGAUGGAGGUUCUUGUGGCGAUCUUGUCGGUCACGGUCUUGAUGAUGUUGAUGCGGCGUGAACCGCCAGGAAGAGCGGUCAUGAGCCCACGUGCAGGUCUGUCGCAUGUGGAGCGACUCGCAGCUUACGACACUCUCUGGGCAAGAGAGCAAGACGAGUUCUGGGACUGGCUUGAAGCUCGUGCCGGCGUGGACACAGUGUUACUACGGGGCCAGUCCGCCUCACAGCAGUCGACAGUCAAUGAGGGAACUGCUGACCCUAUCACGCAGAGGAAGAAGCAGCGCCAGCGGGGGAAGGUCUUGAAGGGGGCCAAGAAGGAUGUCGAAACCAAGAUACGAGAAGAGAAGAUCAGCCACCGCGAAAUGGAAGACGCCAUCAAGAUCACGCGUGAGAGACUGCAGGUGUUGGAGGAUGUCAUGGGGAAGGAGAAGAAGAGGCAGAGCUAG